Molecule: messenger RNA, 1477 nt
Organism: Chrysemys picta bellii (western painted turtle)
Lineage: Eukaryota; Metazoa; Chordata; Testudines; Emydidae
Source: RefSeq, a predicted model, not a curated record
CCAGCCCAGAGGAGGGGGAGAGCACGCAGGGGAGGGAGCUGCCGGGUGACAGGCGGUCACAGGUGCUGCUGUUGCCUCUGAGUCACGGGAGAGGCGUCUCUGCGCCCCAACCAGCUGCUGCUCCCCCUCCCCCUCCUCAAGGCUGCUGCGGCUGCCAGCCCAGACAGAGCCAACUCCUCACAGGCGGCCUUGCUUGCAGGAGGAGCAGCCACCGAGCCGCGCAGCCGGGGGAAGGAGCAGACGCCCUGGGAAGCCUGGGCUGCUGCCUGCUACAGAUACAGAAAUCUAGAUGGAAUUUCAAAGAUAAGAGAUGGUUUUCUCAGGUUUUGGAAGUAAUAGAGUACUUGGUCACUAACUCCUCACCUGAAGGACGGUUGUAUGCUUCAACUUGGAAAGCUCUACGUUGAGGUUCUUCAGCUCUCUUAAUUCCCAGAUUCUCUUUCCCAGAAGAAAUGGACCCUGGUUGUGAGAGGCAUCCAAAUCAAUAAUGUGACAACGAUAACAUUGAAAGUCUGCUGGAGAAGAAUCGCUAAUUCUUAUCAGAAGUGGUUUUUUUGUUUUGUUUUUUAUCCCUUAUAAAACAGACCAGACCACCUCAAAACCUGCAAACAAAAUGCCAGCUAAGACACCCAUCUACCUGAAAGCUGCCAAUAAUAAGAAAGGGAAGAAAUUCAAAUUAAGGGAUAUUUUGUCUCCUGAUAUGAUCAGUCCACCACUUGGUGACUUUCGCCACACCAUACACAUUGGGAAAGAGGGACAACAUGAUGUUUUUGGGGACAUCUCAUUUCUGCAAGGAAAUUAUGAGCUGUUGCCUGGGAAUGAGGGAACACCAAGAGUUGGUCAGUUUGGUGGACAUAAUGAGUUCUUAAGGGCAAACAGCACCUGUGACUCCAUGUUUACAGAAACUCCUUCACCCGUGCUCAAAAAUGCCAUCUCGCUUCCUGCCAUUGGUGGUUCUCAAGCCCUUGUGUUGCCCUUAUUGUCACCAGUGACAUUUAAUUCAAAGCGGGACUCCUUUGGGCCAUCAAAGAAUGCAAGGCUUAGCUGUGAGCCAGUAAUGGAAGAAAAAUUGCAGGAGAAAAGCAAACAGUUGGAGAAUGGGGAAAUGUACAAAGAUGACAUCCUAUGGGAGCCGAAUGGUUCUGGGUCGCAUUAUAUUAAUGGCAGAGAGAGUCAUUCAUCCAGCCUUUCUGAACAAUGCACUGAUUGGCAAACAGUUGACUUACUUGAUGACAGUCAUCUCUCAUGUGAACUAACUAAGGCAGAGACUAAGUCAGAAGAAUCCCUUUCAGAUCUUGCAGGCUCGCUUCUUUCAUUGCAGCUUGACCUGGGACCCUCACUUCUGGAUGAGGUCCUCAAUGUAAUGGACAAAAAUAAAUCCUAGGACUGUUGUACUUUUUUGCCUCUUUGUAAAUGAUACAUUAAAAAAAAACCUGAAGAAUAUAUAUAUUAAAAGAUCAGCUGUAUUUGCAGUUGU